Molecule: messenger RNA, 2350 nt
Organism: Momordica charantia (bitter melon)
Lineage: Eukaryota; Viridiplantae; Streptophyta; Magnoliopsida; Cucurbitales; Cucurbitaceae
Product: 5'-adenylylsulfate reductase-like 5
Source: RefSeq, a predicted model, not a curated record
UGACGAAUUUAAUUCCUAUUGUUUGACCAGCUUAGUUUCGAUAUAGUUACCAUUACGCAUGAAUAUGUGAUGCGUUUUCUAUUAUGUGAUGAUGAAAGUAAAUUAGAGAAAGUACGUCACUUCUCGAAUCGAGUGACAGGCAAUUUAGGGUUGGUUGUGGGGUUCGAGUAAACUAUGAAAGUCAAAUUAAAAUUUUUAGGACUAAAUUGAAAUGAAGUCAAAAUAUGAAACAAAUUUGAAGUUUUAUAUCAAUAGUUUCAAAUUGAAACGUCAAUCUGAACAUAGUUCAAGUGGUUAAAGCAUUAUCUCUGACCAAGAGAUCAUGAGUUCGAACCUCCAUCUUAGAAGAAUCUAAAUGAAGAAGAGAGAUUCUCGGCUUUGUUUAGGUGGGUUCCAUGAAUAAAAUGGACAUCCUUAUUCAUAAUGCAAUCAAUAACAGUGUUUAGAUCAUAAUUUAAUUAAAAACAUAUUUUAAUAUCAAAUUGUCUGGUCCAUGGUCUACCAGAGAGAAGGUUCGUAUUUGCAAAUUAAAGAUGCAAACUUUCCAAAUUCAGAACAGGGUGACUAUGAAGGAGUAGAAUCAGUCCUCAGCCUCUUUAACAAGAAAACAAAAACCCCAUAAGAUUCAAUCAAUUCAAAUACAGAUCCAUAAUGAAUGAACAUCUUCAUUUUCCUAUCCAAUUCUCUCAAAACUUUCAAGAAAUUCACUCCACAUUUUUCGGAAGAUAGAUAGAACAGAGUAAUUACAAAGAGAGAAAAAAUGAUCGGUUCUUUGCCUUCUGGAUAUUUUAAGAUAAUAUCACCAAUGUCUGGAAGAAGACUGUAACUUUUCUAUUGGGCGAUUGGUUUUGACUUUUGGAGCUGCGAAAAUUGGUGUCUUUAUUUGGAACUUUUGAGGGAAAAUCAGAAAACCGAAACCCCCAAAAUAACCCACAAAAAGAGAGAUCGAAUCCGUCGGUUGCACCGAGCCUCCGCCGCCGCCGCCGCCGCCGCCGCCGCCGUAUGAUCUAGAUAAAGAAGAUAGAAACGUACCCUUUUUUUAGAAACUUGAGGAACAGAUCUUUAACCCCACUUUUUUUGGGGUGUUUAUCUGUUUGUUGAUCUCUUAUUUGCUUGAUUUUCCCCUUCCUGCUUCAUCCUUGGUUUUCUUUUUGUUUUUUGCUUAUCAUUUUCUCUAUAAAUCCAUUUUCUUCUCUUCUUCUUCUUCAUCGUCUUCGUGUUUCGAUCGCUGCUACAAAAACAUGCCUGCCUUUUCUUCCAUUUUCGUUUCUCUCUUUGCCCUCUUCUCUCUUCUAGGGUUUGCGUCUUCAACAUCUCCUUCCCGAUCUUCAUUUUGCCCUAAAGAAUCAGAUGUCUUCCUCUGUGGUGUUCGAUCUCAAUGCCCCUCCUCUUUGAUUCCCAGCUCGCCUUUACAGGUGGCUGACAGUGACCUUGAUAGGACUUUGAGUUCUGACAAGAGGAUCGGGUACACAUCCGUGCUCUUUUAUGCUUCGUGGUGCCCGUUUUCUCUCCAUUUGCGCCACACGUUUGAAUCUCUCAGUUUCUUGUUUCCUCAAAUAGAACACUUGUUGGUUGAGCAGUCUUCUACACUACCAAAUGUACUCUCAAGAUAUGGAGUCCACAGCUUCCCAUCUAUAUUGCUAGUGAACGGGACUUCAUGUGUUCGAUAUCGUGGUCAGAAAGAUAUCCUUUCGCUUGUCCAUUUCUAUAAACGAGCAACAGGAUUAAAACCUGUUCCAUAUUAUAAUGAUCACGAGUUAGUUGCAAUCGAGAGUUUUGGAAAGCCGAUAAUCCAACUGCCGAAGACUACUUCGUCACCAAACAACAUUUUGAAGGGCGAACCGUUGUUGACAUUCUCCAUUGUAUUCAUCUGUCUUCGUCUAGCAAUUUCCAAAUUACCACAUGUUCUAUGUCACCUAAGCAACCUCUGGAGAUCCUACAAACCCCACCUAAAUUUGGAAAUAUUUGGCGAAACACGACAACUUAUGGGGUGCAUUCUUCACAUGGUCGAUAUAAGAAGGGUGUGGGCCAAGCUGAGGCUAUGCAAGACAAAGAACUUCCACAAGGGAGCAAGGAACGCUCGUGUUUGGGCAUCGUCUCUUGCAUCUGUCUCGUUGGGUGAAUCUUCAUCCUCGAGAUCGGCUUAGGUUCACCUAACUCUUGUAAAAUGACAUUUUACUUUCCUGGUGAAACCCUAAGUUGUUUUUCUUGUACUAGAGGGAGGUAGUAGUAGAGGGUAGUGGGAAGGCAUGUAAAUUUCACAAAUUGCUUCUCUUAUAUUGUACAUUAUAUACCCCAUUACACACAAUCAGAAGCAUGUAUAAAUCCAACCUCUGUUUUGUUUCUUCAA